AAUAGUAAUUGGCAAAUUUUUGUUAUUUUUUUUAAACAUAUUCACACAUUAAAAGGAUUCAUUCAAAUGUAAAGGUAAAAUUCUCAAGUAUUAGAGCGCUAAAAUUUAAAUGACAAAAGUAGUAUUCAAAUUUUAACGCCUUAGCGAUUUGAAUAUAGAAAAUACUCUGUACUUAAAUUGAUCCUCGGAACCAUUGCGGUUCUAGUUCAGUUCUGGUUCCACUUUUGAAGUACAGUUGUGAAAAAAUGUUGUGCAGGCCACUGUAUUCAAAAUUGAAAGUUUUUAUUAAAAUAAAAUUCGAUGCUUAGCAAGUUGCAAUAGAAUUAGUAUUUGGCCAUUAAGUGCAAAAUUUACGUAUGAGCAGGGUGUCCAAAAUGGCGUGGAGCAACGUGCGCAUAUUUCUAAAACUCACCUCGCAACGUUGUCAGCUCCUUAGCUUAGGAUCCAAAAGCGAGGUACCCGUAAGGCAGAGUCCAGGCAUAUUCGAAUCGGAUGUCCUUGGGAGUACAUCGAAUGCCAGGUACAUGGAGUGUCUGUUUACUAAAUGGAUAAAGGACAAUAACUCGAUACAUGGAACCUGGCAACGAUUCUUCAAGGAUUUGGUAGAGGACCAAGAAGAGACGACUACUCCCGCUCCAUCCCAAACGCAUCCCAUUCGCAUCGCUACCAAUCCCAGUGCUAAUCUUGGCAUGAAUGAAAAACUUGGAGGAAGUAUUUCUAUUUCCUUGCCUCCCGAAAAUGUGGAAGAGACCAAGCAAAGAACCCGAGAAGUCAAACCUCCGAAGGAUGGAAUAGAAAUUAGCGCAUCAAGUUCAGAUAAGAUAGGAUCAUGUUCACCAAAGGCGAGCCAUUCAAUCGACGUAUCGAAAGGAUCUCCAGUGCCUGUAACGAGGACGGCAAUGUCUGCUCCGGUACUGGAGGACCAGUCGAGCACUUUCGAGUCGGCAAGGGAACGGUUGGACUCGAAUACUUGCGUGGUUUGCCCGCAAAAGGUGGACAUGGAGGUGCUUUCACUUUCAACAGAAAUCAGGACGUCAGGACUGUCAGAAACCCAGGAUGUACCCACAUCAUUCAAAAAUUCUAUCCAAAACCACGAAGGCAGUUCAACUAAUGGAUUGAAAUUGGCCAGCAAAAUGCCAGGUUCCGUUUUAGCAGCCAAAGAAAUAGUAAACCGAUUUUCCAAAAAAAUGACUAGAAAAAUGUCACAGAAGAAUCCACCAAAAGAUCCCAACCAAUCAUGCAGGGCUAACUUAGGUAGCAUGUCAAAUGGGGUGGAAACCUUGACGGGUCCUAGAAGAACCGGAAAUGUUCGUAACAAUUUCAAUAAGAAAUACGGAUCCCUCGAUACUUUCAUGAAACAUUGGAGAAAAGCUUAUAGAAAGGAGAAUUUUAAACGGGUUUCUAGGCCAGAAAUGGUAGUGAAAAGGUGUUUAAAAGGCAAUAAUAAGCAAAAGAACACUAUGUACUUCAAAAGUUAUUAUGAAAAGAAUCAUAGCAAACGAAUGGGCAAUGUGGCCAACACCGCAAAUAAUCCAUUAAAUAAUGUGCCUUUAAAACCGAAAGAUGAAAACCAAAAGAAGCAAUCAGAACCAAGCCACUGCAACAAAUCCCAUACUAAUGAUGGCAAGUCGAAGGAUUGCCAAAUGCAACCUAUUAUUUCCCAAAAAGAUGAUAAAGAUAUCCCUGAGAAGAAACUCCAGGCUGAGGAUAUCCCGUCAAUGCCUACUGAAUCACCAAAUAAACCAAAAUCAGAGGAAAAAAUACCUCUUAGCAAUAAAAAAAAUAAAAGUGAUACAUAUGACAGCCUUGAAGACCUAAUCAACGAUAUCGAUGACACAUCUUUGGAUGUAGACAUGGCUGAUCCGAUUGAGCCUGAGAUGGCCCAAGAAGAGCGUAAAACAUCAAACUUAGAAAAAACUUCGAAAAAGAACGCUGCAGCUUACAAAACGACGGUUAGAGUUUUUAAGCCUAAGCAAAAGGGUAAUACUAAAACUGAUGAUAAACCAAGCUUGGAACCUAACCCCAAAUCAGGUCUAAUGUCGUUCAGUCACGAUUCAGGAAAACCAAAACCUGAAGCAUUCAGAUCUCUAAGGAUUUUCAAUGCCGAACAGAAGGAUCCAAUAGAAGGGGAUAAAUCGUGGAUACACUCGGAUGAGAUCACAUUGAAAAGUCUAAAAAAACCAGCUCCAGAUACAAAGGAUCUCAAAGAUAACUCCAUCAAUAAGCCUUUGGAACAUAAGAAGAACGACAAGGAUCCAUUGCAUCCUUCUCAGUGA
This is a messenger RNA of Drosophila rhopaloa, 2276 nucleotides long. RefSeq lists its product as uncharacterized. The coding region runs from base 357 to 2276 and encodes 639 amino acids. The record is from RefSeq and is a predicted model, not a curated record. The transcript is spliced from 3 exons. NCBI's taxonomy places the organism in Eukaryota, Metazoa, Arthropoda, Insecta, Diptera, Drosophilidae.